This is a messenger RNA of Salvelinus namaycush (lake trout), 4205 nucleotides long. Its product is annotated as CMP-N-acetylneuraminate-beta-1,4-galactoside alpha-2,3-sialyltransferase-like. The transcript has 13 exons. The coding region runs from base 283 to 1671 and encodes 462 amino acids. Lineage: Eukaryota; Metazoa; Chordata; Actinopteri; Salmoniformes; Salmonidae. The record is from RefSeq and is a predicted model, not a curated record. Gene Ontology annotation, molecular function: sialyltransferase activity.
GAUAAUCGUAAACGCAACAUAACCAUGUGACAGACCAACCAUUCAGCCAGAGUAGCUUGGAGAGAAGAGAAGGGGCGCGAGCAAUAUGGGAGGGUGAUUCUCGAACAUCUUCAGCUAACAGAUCUCAUGAUGAUGGUCGGAAAAGUAGGGGCGAUACGGUUGCGACCUUUUCGUUUUUUAAACUAGCGCUAGCUACGUCUAGCCUUUUCUACAAGAGGCAGUUCUGAAAAAGGGACGAUAAGGUGAUGUGCUGCAUGGUGCCAUGUGAAUGACAGAACCACAAUGAAGUCGUCACACAAGCUGCUGUUCGUCCUGUGCCCCAUGCUGGUCCUGGGCUUCAUCUACUACUCCUCUGGGAAGCUACACCUGCACGUAUGGGGCCAGAAGCCACAGAUUGAUUCGGAGUCCACUCUCAUAGUCCCAACUAAAGGUCAAAGCACCACAGAGUUGGAAGCGGACGUUGCUCUCACCGUGGGACAAAUAGUAGGCUCAGUGUAUGAUAAGCAGGGCUUUCUGCUGAAGCUGGAUGGAAAGUUGUCAGCAGAAUUGGCGUACAAGUAUGGCAACCUCAGCGAAGGAGUGUGCAAGCCAGGCUACGCAGCUGCCAAGAUGACUGCCAUCUAUCCAAAGUUCAUGAAGCCAGCUCCCAUGUUUCUCGACCGGAACUUCAAGCGUCUGGCCAAAGUCAGCAGUUACUUACCUCCAUUUGGAUUCAAAACACAAGAAACAAUCAUAGACAUUAUUCUAACUGCCACAAAGAACUAUGGGCUGGGUCAAGACGUUGACAGUUUAAUUUGUAAAAGAUGCAUUAUCGUGGGCAACGGUGGUAUCCUGGCUAACAAGUCUAUGGGCUCCCGAAUCGAUGAUUACGACAUUGUGGUGAGGUUGAACGAGGCUCCGGUGACUGGUUUCGGCAAGGACGUGGGCACCAAGACCACCAUGCGCAUCACCUACCCCGAGGGGGCCAUCCAGAAGCCUGAGCGAUACGAGAAGGACUCGCUCUUCGUCUUCUCUGCCUUCAAACCGCUGGACUUCAAGUGGCUCAGACAGAUGGUCUUCAGAGAGAAGCUGCGUGGUACAGAGGGCUUCUGGAAGUCAGUGGCCCGUUACGUCCCGAAGGAGCCCACAGAGAUGCGCAUCCUCAACCCCUACUUCAUCCAGGAGGCUGCCUUCCAGUUCAUCGGCCUGCCACUCAACAACGGCCUCAUGGGGAAAGGGAACAUUCCAACCCUGGGUACGGUCGCCAUAACGAUGGCCCUGCAUAACUGUGACGAGGUGGCGGUGGCUGGCUUCGGCUACGACAUGAACACGCCCCACGCGCCCUUGCACUACUACGAGACGGUCAAGAUGUCCGCCAUCAAAGAGGUGCCUGUUUUUGUUGCGUUCAAAUCCACUGGAAAUGGGUCAUGGAGUGGUGUUUCCUCUCCUUGUCUACCCGUGUCAAAGAACUGGAAAGUCCUGGACACACAACAUAUCCAAGGAGAAGGAGUUCCUCCGCAAGCUGGUGAAGGCCAACGUCAUCACGGACCUGACCAACGGCAUUUGAGUCUAACUGUCCCAGAGCUUUGCCUUUUUCCAAAAGAACCACAGAACAGAGGAUUCUGGGAAUUAACCUGGGGGGGUGGGGGAACCCAGACCCUGGUGGUCUGCAUACUGCCUAAGUUUUUAUGAAGAGAAGAUUUAAACGGACGGCUCAGUGGAGAGACGCACAUACGUGCCUUCUGACCCAGAGGCUCCUGUGUCAGGAGAAACAUAGGCCUGGAUCGGACGUCUUCAGGACAGUCAACGGACGAUCCGACAACCGCGUUUACCGUUUCAAUACCCCUGAAAAUCACAUGAACGAACAAGUGAUAUGGAAGAGGAUGAUGAUGGAUGGCAGAGGAUGGAAGGCCUGACGGACAGCUGUAGAGUCGGACAAUCUGCAGAAGAGAGGGACAGAUGGUUACAGCAGUGCCAAACGUACGUACCUCGUUACAAAGGGGGGAACAGAUGCCCUCUCCCUGUACUGCCUGAAUGUAUUCACAAAACAAUGUAAAUAUCAAAGAUUAUUACCAUGCUUUUUAACAAGCUGCAGCAACCCCCCAUCCGGGCAUUGGCGAGCCUCCCCCCAUCCGGGCAUUGGCGAGCCUCCCCCCAUCCGGGCAUUGGCGAGCCACCCUCCAUCCGGGCAUUGGCGAGCCUCCCUCCAUCCGGGCAUCAGCAUACAGUACAUAUCCCACCUCAGACCCACACAAGGCCUUUUUUUAAACCUUUGUCUCUCCCCCUUAUCGCUUCCAUAUCAGCAGGCCUUUUUGAGGCUGCCCUGCAUUUUGAGAUUAUUAUUACAGAUGUUAAUAUCCAGAAAGACAAGAGGCCUGGAUUAUUUUAUUUAGGUUUAAUUUAUUUAUAAAUAGGCUGAGAAUUGGUGCAUUAUCCUUUCCUUGUUCCAGUUCGCCACGAUGUGCUUCCUCAAUGACUCACUGUGUUAUUAGUUGUUGAGUGGAUAUCCCUCAAACCUGGGCUGAGACCCUAGUAUUUCCAGUAUGGCUUUAAUAUAAGCCCAAGUCAAAGUCAGUAUUAUCAUUUAUGGCCAAUAUUUCAGUCAGAUUUUUGUGUUGUAUUAUGAAAUGUUUUUUUUUAUGUUUUCCUUUGUGUGCUCUAAUGAACAUGACAAAGUAUCACAAGAUGACGCCCCAACAGACCAGUAUUACAGAGAGAGAGAGAACCACUGGUCUGGGAAUAGUGUUCCUGUUCACACUCAAGUGUUCAGAAUAAUUUGCCACUUGUCCAGUAUUUCAAUAAAAACCCAAGUAUUCCAAUAUUUCAGUCAGAUUGCAGUAAGUCGUAUUACAAUAUUAAACCAUAUUUCAGUUUUAUCCUGUUUGGUUUGUGAUAUUAAACCCAAAUUGGUAUUACAAUGUGAAAGCUUACUGGUCCAAUGUUUCUCAGUGAAAGGCCCAUUUGGUUAGUUGUUACAGUUCAAGCGCUAACGGAUCAGUAUUUAAGUGUUGCUCCGGUGGCUCAGUAUUACAAGAUGAGAGACCACGCUAUGGUUACAGCCUCCCCCGCUGCUUCCCUCAUCAACUACACUUAAACUGAAAGCCAUAAUCAGCUUUAUAUGGUGAUGGGGAGUUUUUAGUUCUUUCUACCUUUUUGGAUGACAUUUUGGCUGUUGCUUAAUUAAAAAAAUUAUAAUAAUAAUUGUUUUUGACUUUAUUGUUUUCAUGGAGGUGCAUACUCACUGUACACCUGUAUCCACUUAUCCUCCUGUCCAUUAGUAAGGUAUUAUUAGGGUUGUGUUAAUUUGAGAAAUAGAAGAAAACAUACAAAAACGUUGAGACUGACUGGACUUCAAAUUCCAAAUGCUAAUUUGUGUUCUAUUGCGAAAGGUUUUAAAUAGUUUUCCUUUGUGUGCUGUAAUGAACACUAACCAGUUUCAGAGAGGCGUCACUGCUCUCUGUUGCUGGGCUCCCUCAACAAAACUUUCUCACUUCUGUUCACGAUGGGAAAAUAAAACAAUAUGGAGGAAUCUUAACCUAGCCUCCUACCAUAUUGGUGUUACAAUACCUAUCCAGGCCCUUCAAAUUAGUUAGGGGAAAGUAGCCUGCUUUUACACAGGCAGCCCAAUUCUGAUAUUUGUUCCACUAAUUUGUCUUGUGAAAAGAUUUGAUUGGUCAAAAGACCAAUUAAUGGAAAAGAUCACAAUUGGGCUGCCUGUGUAAAUGCAGACUUUGAUCCCUUCCCUCCAACCUAGAUAACAAUCUUUCAGAAAUGGAACCCUGCAUAGGACUUUCACUGCUAGGGUAUUAAGAACAGCUCACCAAUGCACUACACCCCUGGCGAGGCCCACACAGGCUGCGUUUACAGGGUUGGAGUCAAUUCCAUAUCAAAUAUAGACAGCUUAAAUAGAUUUUUUUCAUUAAUAAAAAAUAAAUUAUGUGCAUCCUGGAUUGGGCAGGAAUUGACACCAGCCUGGUCUGUAGGCAGAAUGUCAUUAUUAGAACUGGAGACGACAAUAACAUCAUACAGGAAACCUCACCAUAUCAUCCAACGAGCGAGGUCAAAAUCAGUCAUCACCUUACCCUAACACAAUCAAUCACUGGCAAGGUCGUUACAGAUGAAAUCACAAGUGUUACUGUUUCUUUUUAUAUAUUAUAUGAAAUCGAGACUUUGUCAUCUGCAACUUGUUAAUAAAUACGUUGACCCUUUUGUCGCUUUGUAAGGUG